Molecule: messenger RNA, 369 nt
Organism: Aspergillus tanneri
Lineage: Eukaryota; Fungi; Ascomycota; Eurotiomycetes; Eurotiales; Aspergillaceae
Exons: 2
Coding region: 1-369 (122 amino acids)
Source: RefSeq, a predicted model, not a curated record
AUGGCCAGCAAGGACACAUUCUACGCUCACAACACCAACCUUUGGGACCUCACCCAUCCAGCGGACGGCCUCCCCUCGACGACUAUGCCCCUCGCGUUCCACGUACCCCAAGUGAUAGAUCUCCAAGCACUAGUUGAUCUGCUCGCAAACCCAGUAAAUGCAAAGAAUGAUCUGUCGGUUGCCGCACUCAGCGACGAAGAGCGCGAGUCUGUCUGCCACCGGUGGCUCACCAUGAAUGACCUUUUGAAUUAUAUGAAAUUUAUCACCCUCGACACUAGGGGUGAUGAGUCUAUCGGAGCGGGCACCGCGGGGGGGGGCCAUGGAGAAUCCCGACCGCAGGAAGAAAAGGGUUUAGUACGGAGGCCUUAA